CACAGAGAGGCAGCUCCAGACGCACAGCAGCACCGCUCCGCUUCCAGUCUCUGUCCGGGAGCCCACAUCAUGCAUGGAGGCAAGAGAGGACUGGUGGCUCCGCAGAACACCUUCCUGGAGAACAUCGUCCGGCGCUCCAGCGAAACCAGUUUCCUGUUGGGGAAUGCACAGAUUGUGGAGUGGCCGGUCGUAUACAGCAAUGAUGGAUUCUGCAAGCUGUCCGGAUACCACAGAGCUGAGGUCAUGCACAAGAGCAGCACAUGCAACUUUAUGUUUGGUGACUUGACCGAUGCAAAGACCAUCGAUAAUAUCAGACAAACCUUUGACAACUAUGAGUCCAAUUUCUACGAGGUACUUCUCUACACAAAGCACAGAAAACCAAUAUGGCUUUACAUGCAGAUAGCUCCUAUCAGAAAUGAAAACGACAAGGUUGUGCUUUUUCUCUGCACCUUCAGAGACAUCACACUUUUCAAGCAGCCCAUUGAAGACGAAUCAGCUAGAGGAUGGACAAAGUUUGCUAGGCUCACCAGGGCUCUGACCAACAAUCGCAAUCUGGUGCAGCAGCUGGCCCCGCUGAACAAGACCGAGGUCAGCCACAAGCCCUCCAGACUGGCUGAGGCUCUCCAGUUGGGAUCGGACAUUCUCCCACAGUACAAGCAGGAGGCCCCCAAGACUCCCCCUCACAUCAUACUCCACUACUGCACCUUCAAGACCACCUGGGACUGGAUCAUCCUCAUCCUGACCUUCUACACCGCCAUCAUGGUGCCGUAUAACGUUUCCUUCAGGACCAAGCAGAACAACCUGGCGUGGCUGGUGGUGGACAGUGUGGUGGACGUGAUCUUCCUGGUUGACAUUGUACUCAACUUUCACACCACCUUUGUGGGUCCAGCUGGGGAGGUCAUAUCAGACGCCAAGCAGAUCCGGAUGAAUUACCUAAAGACGUGGUUCGUCAUUGAUCUGCUGUCUUGUUUGCCAUACGACAUCAUCAACGCCUUUGAACAUGUGGAAGAGGAUCCGGUCCCACAUCCAUCCCCAGGGAGUCAUCUCCGUGAUUUUACCCACUUUCACAGGAAUUUUACUCGAGCUGAAGACUCUGUUCUCCCGGGUCUCAGCAGCCUCUUCAGCUCCCUGAAAGUGAUCCGCCUGCUGCGUUUGGGUCGAGUGGCACGAAAGCUGGAUCACUAUCUGGAGUACGGAGCAGCCGUCCUGGUUCUGCUGGUGUGCGUCUUUGGACUGGUGGCCCACUGGCUCGCCUGCAUCUGGUACAGCAUCGGGGACCAUGAGGUCAUCGAUGAAACCACCAACAACAUCAAGACGGACAGCUGGCUCUACCAGCUGGCUCUGAGCAUGGGAACCCCGUACCGAUACAACGUCAGUGGAAGGGGCCAGUGGGAAGGCGGGCCCAGCAAAGACACCCUGUACAUUUCUUCUCUCUACUUCACCAUGACAAGUCUCACCACCAUCGGGUUUGGCAACAUCGCUCCAACCACAGACGGAGAGAAGAUUUUCUCUGUGGCGAUGAUGAUGGUGGGCUCGCUGCUGUACGCCACCAUCUUUGGAAACGUCACCACCAUCUUCCAGCAGAUGUACACCAACACCAACCGCUACCAUGAGAUGCUCAACAACGUGCGCGACUUCCUUAAGCUUUAUCAGGUUCCCAAAGGUCUGAGCGAGAGGGUCAUGGACUUCAUCGUCUCCACCUGGGCCAUGUCUAAGGGCAUCGACACGGACAGGGUUCUGUCCAUCUGUCCCAAAGACAUGCGUGCGGACAUCUGUGUUCACCUGAACAGGCAGGUGUUCAACGACCAUCCUGCUUUUCGUCUGGCGAGCGACGGCUGUCUGCGCUCCUUAGCCGUGGAGUUUCAGACCACGCACUGCGCACCUGGAGACCUCAUCUUCCACAUUGGAGAGAGCGUGGAUACGCUCUGCUUCGUCGUCUCCGGUUCACUCGAAGUCAUCCAGGACGAUGAGGUCAUCGCCAUCCUUGGUAAAGGGGAUGUGUUUGGAGAUGUGUUCUGGAGGGAGACGACGCUGGCUCGGUCCUGUGCAAACGUGCGAUCGCUGACUUACUGCGACCUCCACGUCAUCAAGAGGGAAGCUCUGAUGAGGGUGCUGGACUUCUACACAGCGUUCGCCAACUCCUUUUCCCGCAACCUCAUCCUGACCUGCAAUCUACGAAAACGGGUCAUCUUCAGGAAGAUCGCAGAUGUGAAGAGGGAGCAGGAGCGGCAGAAGAGCGAGGUGGCGCUCUCCAUCCCCGAAGACCAUCCUGUUCGCAAACUGUUCCAGAAGUUCCGACAGCAGAGAGACGCUCAGACGACAGAAGAGUCACACUUUGAUCACAAUUGCAUCCAGGUGGAGGCGCAGCAUCACACCCCCCCAGACUUGGACUCCAGCCGUCAGCAGCAGCCGGCAGACACUCCAUCUUCAGAGGAACAGAUUGAUAAAAAUGCUCAACAGACUUUUGAGCAUCCUGAGAAGAACAAGCGAAGCUGCAUCCAGGUCACUGUGGAGUCUAGACCCAGACAGUGUCAGCAGAGCGGUACGGGUGGAGCUCCGGCGGGAGGCAGCAGCAGAGGCGCCCGAGGCUGGGCCAGGUUUAAAGUGGCCACUCCUGCAGAAGCAACACAUCCCGCUGUGGAGGAGGAGACACAGGAGCAAGAAGCUUCACAGACCUCAGAACAGUUUGAGCCUGUCAGCAAGAGCCAAGAAACAGAGGAGGGUCCACACACGGAGGGCCUGGAGGGUGGGAGCACUGCAGGAGAGGCGGGGGACCAAACAGGUUUCAUGCACAAAACAGACUCCUGUGACAGCGGCAUUACCAAGAGCGACCUGCGCAUCGACCGAGCAGGAGACUUGAGGAGCUCGUUUGAGAGGAGCCCGAUGGAGAAGAGUCCCCUGGAGAGGAGUCCGUUUGAGCACAAUCCGGGUGUUUACACCGAGGUCUCCAUCAGACAGGCCUUCAUGCAGCCAGCCUCUGAACAAACUCUGCUCCAAGCAUCACUGCAUGAAGCCAAACUGGAGCUGAAGGGAGACAUUAAAAGACUGAGCAGUCGGCUUUCACUCCUGGAGUCGCAGGUGAGCGAGAUCCUCAGACUGCUGUCGGUGAAACGCAGACUUUCACUGCCUCCAGUUUCUGCCAGAGCAAGGAUGAAAAGUCAAGACUGUGUUACGUCUUCCAGGCCGGUUUCACCCAAAACGGAAUAUUGACUUUAAAAAAAACUGACAUCUUCCAUUCUUCACGCUGCAUGUCUUGCUGAACAGAAGUGACAAUAAAGACUCUUGUGCAUGCAGAAACAGGGAUUUUGUAAAACUAAGUCAGCUAUGCAACCUUUACUCAAAACGAAGAGCAAAUAAACAAAUGCACGAAAACGCUAACUUGAGUCGCUAAUACAGGGUAGAUGAUACCCUACAAAAGGUGCUUUUUGAAAAAUGUCACAUCCUGAGAACAAACGUUGAUUUGUUUUUCCUGCUUUAUUGUGAAAAUCUUUAGAAUCAGGUAAUGUUUGUGCCUUACUGAAGUAAACCACCAAAAAUUACUCCUAUCAACGAAAUUAACUCUUUGUCAUUGUAAAUAUUCAUGGGUUUUGUCUUUUUUCUUGCAAAAUUUGUUUUUCCCGAAAUAAAUAAACACUUCAGCAGGUAAUUACAGCAAAGUUACUGUACUUUCCUCAGGUAUAUUUGUUUGUAACAGACGAUUUAAAUAAUUUAUUGCUGCAUUUGUUUUCUGUGUGACUGAAUAUAGCUUAGUAUAUACCGUAAGGAUGACAGCAUGUGACUGGUAGUGGAUUUAUGUUACUUAUAGUCGUCUUGCACGCAUCCGAAUGAACCGUCAGCUGUAAAACAAAUAACUAAAACUGAUACCCGCUUAUCUUUUGUUGAUGUGGCACAUAAUCAGAGAUGGGUUGGAACGAGUUACUUAAGUAAAAACUGUACUCUAACAUGUAGUUUUGCUGCAUCAACGGAAUGCCUUGUUGCUGCUGUGAAAACUGUAUAUAUGUUCAAAACUUUAUUUAAAAAUAUCUGGAACUAGCAGAAUUUUUCAUUAAUUUAUUUAUUUAUUGUUUACCUGAUUCCAUAAGCUUUAGAUUUGAAAUCAAAUGUCUUUAAAGUGCGACUUUGUACUUCGGUAAUUUAUUUUUCUUGUUAUUUUUUUACUUUUAUUUGAGUAAAUAUACCAUUUUCUUUUUUACUUGUAUCCGAGUUAUAUUGUCUUUAGGAAAAGCUACUCAUAUUUGAGUACAGUUUUUUGGACGCUCAACCCAGAUCUGUACAUUGUUUUUGUUUUCUGCAUGUGAAAAUUAUGACAUGUUAACUGCAUUUUUGCAAAUGGGUAUUAACACCAUAUUUCAAAAAUAAAUAACCUCCUUAAGAGGUGAGUUGUGUGAAAAAUUCUUAACAGUGAAGAGACCAGAAAUAAUAUAAAUAUAAAAAAGUGUUUUUAAAUUAAUGCUGUUAGAAAAUAAAAUUAAUUUCAAAUGUGCAUAGGGUUUCAGUAUUAUGGAAGUUUUUCCUGAUAAAGACUUCAAUAUGCAGUACUGCUGUUCUUAAAAUUUGAUUUUUUUGAGAAACUUGAAAGAGAAAUCAGAACAUUGGCUUUAAAGACUUUAUAAUACUCUGUAACCGGAUUUUAAAAAAAAUCAUAGAAAAACCUGCAAUCUCAUUGUUUAAGGCUUAUGUGGGAAAAAUAAAGGUAUUUAAAAACAA
Molecule: messenger RNA, 4707 nt
Organism: Oryzias latipes (Japanese medaka)
Lineage: Eukaryota; Metazoa; Chordata; Actinopteri; Beloniformes; Adrianichthyidae
Product: voltage-gated delayed rectifier potassium channel KCNH5-like
Biological process (GO): potassium ion transmembrane transport; regulation of membrane potential
Cellular component (GO): voltage-gated potassium channel complex; plasma membrane
Molecular function (GO): voltage-gated potassium channel activity
Source: RefSeq, a predicted model, not a curated record